GUGCGUUGUGCAAAGGAAUCAGGACAGAUGAUCGCAAUGUCGUGGGUCAAUUUGUUGCGUUUAAAUUAUAUCCACGUGCGGCAUAUUUCCUAGCAACUCAGAAAUCCUCUUCUUUUACUGUAGGAAGUCUUCAUUUCAGAAAAUGGCACUUUCCAUACCAUACCCUAAUAAAAAGUAACCAAACUUAAUGAAGGGAAUGGCGCAGCAUUUAUCUGUAUUUAGAUAUUGACCGGUCUUCAAGUUUGUACAUAGCAAAUGAGCAGCCUAUCGGCGUACAUAAACAUAACAUGUGUUCUAAAAACUAAAUAAUUCAAGCUGGCUACCCCACACAGAUUAACAAUUGACAUUUGCAACUGUUCUAAUUGGCGAGAAGUCACCCGAGUUUGUGUUUACCUUGUAAUUUAUGAAAUCGCGGCGGAAGUAUCAGUGAUUUUUUUCAAAUGUGACAAAAGAAGUUGAAUUUAUUGAAAACUAAAUCCGAAAUUUACCAAUUGCCGGUAGCAAGAUUGGUUUGAAUGGUCGUUUUGUGUGGAAACAGUGUAGUGUGUGCGUUUGACAUUUGUGAGUAAUCGCUAGCGCCUGUGAGAAGCCCAAAACAAGUUUGUGGCCACCAAAAAUGUCUCAAGGUGGAGGAAAUUUGGCGGCUGUCGCUUCGUCAUUAGGACCUCCACCGCGACGCCAUCGUGGCGAUGCACAGCAGGACCCCAGCACAGGAGUAGGGACAUCCAUGUCCGCGCGAUUUGGAGAAACAGAAUGGGAAGCGCGGGAGUCUCAGCGCCAGCGGGAACUGGAAGAAGCCAGGGCCCGAGCUGCUCAAAUGGAAAAAACAAUGAAAUGGUGGUCCGAUUGCACGGCAAAUUGGAGAGAAAAAUGGAGUAAGGUUCGGAAUGAACGUAAUAAAGCACGCGAUGAGGCCAAGCAACUUCGAGCCAACUUAGAAGCUGCCCUUAAGGAGUCCGAUUCAUACAAGCGAGAGAAGAACGACUUGGAAAUGCAAAUCACACAACUCAAAAAGGAAAUGGAAAAGAUCCAUAUGUUAUUGAUGAAACAUGCUGGACAGUUUCACAAAUUGGAUAAUGGUGACGAACCAGAACGGGACGGGAGAGAUAUCAAUUGUUCACCUGAUAUGUCUUCUGAUGGGUUGAAAAAUGUGAAUAGCGAGGACGGACUGGUGACAAAAGGAGCUGGCGACAGCAGUCAAUCGAAAGACCUCGACAUUGAAGAGUAUGUUUUACAGGGAGCCGUGCCAAAAAAUGUUUCAGAACUAUAUGAUGACAAGGAUGAAGUAAGUGCUGAAGAAAAGCGCUUGAUACAACAGUUAUCGAAGGAUGAUUUCGAUGAGGAAUAUUUACUGCAGAAAAUCUCCAUGCUUCAAUUGAGAUUGGAUGAAGCACAAAAGACCCUUCAAGCUGAAAGAGAUGAAAAAACUUCCCUGCACAAAAAUAUUGAGAAAGUGGCACUAGAACUUCAAGAACUCCGCGACAAACAUGAAGAAUUACGCGCAGCUAAACAGGAAGCCGUCCGAGAACUCCUCACCCUUCAAGAGCAGCACCGAGCAGAAGUAAGGAUACUUAACAACUCAUUGCAAGAAGAAGUUAUGUCUCGCGAGAAUCUGGAAAGGCGAUUGUGUGAACUUAGAACGGAGCUCGAAAGAUUGCAAGCUGAAAAUGCAUCUGAAUGGGGCAAACGAGAACGCUUGGAGACUGAAAAAUUAGCGUUGGAACGUGAUAACAAAAAAUUAAAGGCUGAAAUUCGUGAUUUGCAGGAUCGAUCAGAUCGGAAGGGACGUCCAAUGCAAAAUACCGACUCAGAAAUUCGAGUGUUGCAACAAGAACUGGCAGACAGAAAUAAGGAAAUAAGUGAAAUCAAACAUUCCCACGCAAAACUGAAAAAGCUCCUAUCCGAGGCGAAUACAGAGCUAGGUCAUGCUGUACGGCGAGCGGAGCAAUAUGAAUCAGAGGUGAAAAGACUACGAUCUCGGGUUGAAGAACUUAAACGUGAACUAGCUGGCGCCGAAGAUGAGUUAGACGCUGCAUGUAAUCAAGUACGACGACUCCAGCGAACAAAUGAGGAGUUAUCUGGACAGACUGAAGGACUCCAAGUUCAAAUUCAACAUUUACAGACUAGACGUUCAGCUAGUCCUAAACAAUCUCACAUGAAUCAGUACAUAUCAGCGUCGACUUCCUCGGGCACUAAAGCAAAUAUACCAUCCGAUUGCAAGCCCAAUAUCAACGAUUUGCGUCAGUUAUUUGAUGACAAUCGUCAUUGUUUCAACAAUGCCGAAAUUAAACGCCAUAACGAUAAGCAACCGAAUUUGAGUCAAUCAUAUUUUGAUGCAAAGCAAAGCCACGCAGAUGAGAAUAUUUUCGAGUCGAAAUCGCGCAAUAUCGAUUUCGAACGUGUGAAACAGAAAUUCGAUAAUCCUCAUCAUCGUGAACGUUCGUCUUCUAAUAAAUUCAAUAAUAAUUAUAACAAUUCGAAAAUGAGCAACUCCUCGAAACGUUCGAGUGCAUCGGUAGAUGGUUCGAUGCUAUCAGGUGCAGCAUCGAACGAUAUGCAAUCGCAAAAGCACAGUUUGAAUGAGACCAUUCAAUUUUUCGAUGAACAUUCUCGUUCAUCGAAACGUGAAGUUUACUCGCGCAACAGUAUUAAUUUGGAUGGUCUGAAGGUAUCUGAGGAUGAAGAUGUAAGUAGCUGAGGUGGAACGUAUGAAAAUCCUUUUUGAGAAAAAUCUACACAUGCUCUCACAACACAUUCCUUUUAAGACAACAGAGACCGUAUCAGUCUUGGAAUCUUCGUAGAGGCUUUAUUCAACUGAAAAUUUUCAUCAGAUAAACCUUUAACGAAAAACACAAUGACAAGUUUCACACAGUAUGCAAGUAGCUCAAACUAUUUUUGUUAGCCUUGCCGCAGAAUAUAGAAAUUAUAAAAUAGUCAUUUUCCAUCAUAAUGCCAUAUAUGAAUCCGGACCAUUAUUACCAACUCUAAACAGUUCGAAUCCCUUUUCAGACUGCGUAGUUACGGAUCGACCAGUUUGUUACUUGCCAAUGAAGAGAUCAGUGAUGAAGGGUAACACUUCAGCAAAUUCCGCUCAUCUUCUCUAUAUUUCCUCAAGUAUAUUUGUGAUUUAUUUUUGACGUCUAUGAUUGCAGAGAUUACUGAUGAACAAUUCCUUUUUUACGAUGUACUUAAGAAUUAUUUAGAUCUAAGAAGAAAAGUUCGAUAUUAUUUUUCUCCUAAUAUACAAUAUUUUUUUAAUCUACAUGCGUAUAUGAUAUCGUCAAUAAUAUUUAAUAUUACGUAGUGGAAAAAGUAUACUAUCUCAAUGUCUACAAUACCGAAAAAUGAAAGUAUUAAUAAAAAGUAGAAUGUUUUGAAGUUA
Molecule: messenger RNA, 3382 nt
Organism: Hermetia illucens (black soldier fly)
Lineage: Eukaryota; Metazoa; Arthropoda; Insecta; Diptera; Stratiomyidae
Product: coiled-coil domain-containing protein 102A
Exons: 13
Coding region: 617-2698 (693 amino acids)
Source: RefSeq, a predicted model, not a curated record